GUUAAUGUUCGCCCCGCCCCGGCCGCACUGACUCAGUUUCACCAGAAACUAGAGGGGUGGAGGUGCCGGAACCCCAGAGCACCCGACACCCGGGCGGAAACGGCGGUCCGAGCAGCGCGGGACACCUGGACCGGAACUUCGGCAGGCCCGGCCCCACCCCACUCACCUGCGCAGGUAACCCUGGCCGAGGAGAGCCAGGAGGAGGCGGAGCGGGUUCGGAGCAUGUCUGGCCCUUUGUUCUGCGCCGGUGCGUGUGUCAGGGUCGCUAGCACCCUCGGAGCCCAGAGGCCCGCUCUGUGAAGGUGACCCCGGUGGGGAGGAGGGCGACGAUCCCCGGGACGACGAUGGCCGGGGGCCGCCUCUCCCGGGCCCGCAUCCCAGCGGUCGCCGUGUGGCUUCUCUGCGCGCUCGCCCUCCGGGGCGCCGAGGCCGGGCCGCCGCCGGUGACCCCCGGUCUGCUCACGGCCGACGGCUGCCUGAACCGCUUUACCCCCGGGGUGCCUGAUUUCGUGCUCGACACGGACGCCUCGGUCAGAAACGGGGCCACCUUCCUGCGCUCCCUCACCGCGCGCCGCGGCCGGGACUGCGUGCACGCCUGCUGCAGCUCCAACGACUGCAAUCUGGCGCUGGUGGAAUUGCAGCCCGACGGCGGGGAGGACGCCAUCGUCUCCUGCUUCCUCAUCAACUGCCUCUACGAGCAGAACUUCGUGUGCAAGUUCGCGCCCAGGGAGGGUUUCAUCAACUACCUCACGCGGGAGGUUUACCGCUCCUACCGCGAGCUGCGGACCCAGGGCUUUAGAGGGUCCCGGAUCCCCAAGGCCUGGGACGGUACAGACUUGAAGGUACAGCCCCAGGAGCCCCUAGUGCUGAAGGAUGUGGAGACCACAGACUGGCGUCUGCUGCGGGGGGACACAGACAUCAGGGUCGAGAGGAGUGGUCCAGACCAGGUGGAGCUGUGGGGACUCAAAGAAGGCAGCUACCUGUUCCAGCUGACGGCGGCCCGUUCAGACCAGCCAGAGAGCACGUCCAAUGUCACGGUCACUGUGCUGUCCCCUGAGCAGACGGAAGAAUACUGCCUUGCACCCAGGAAGGUGGGCCGCUGUCGUGGUUCCUUCCCCCGCUGGUACUACGACCCCACAGAACGGAUCUGCAAGAGUUUCGUUUAUGGAGGUUGCCUGGGCAACAAGAACAACUACCUUCGGGAAGAAGAGUGCAAGCUUGCCUGCCAUAAUGUGCAAGGUCCCUCAGCAGAAAGGCAUCAUCCAGUGUGUUCUGGCAGCUGCCACUCCAGCAAGUUCCGCUGUGGUGAUGGCUGCUGCAUCGACAGCUUCCUGGAGUGUGACGACACUCCUGACUGCCCCGACGCCUCCGAUGAGGCCACCUGUGAGAAAUACACCAGAGACUUCGAUAAACUCCAGAGGAUCCAUUUCCCCAGGGACAAAGGGCACUGUGUAGACCUGCCAGACACGGGCCUCUGCUCAGAGAGCAUCCCCCGCUGGUACUACAACCCCUUCACUGAACACUGCGCCCGCUUUACCUAUGGCGGUUGUUAUGGCAACAAGAACAACUUUGAGGAGGAGGAGCAGUGCCUUGAGUCCUGUCGCGGCAUCUCCAAGAAGGAUGUGUUUGGUCUGCGGCGGGAAAGCCCCGUUGUUCCCAGCACAGGCUCCGUAGAGGUGGCCAUUGCAGUGUUCCUGGGUACCUGCAUCGUGGUGGUGGUCGCCAUUCUGGGCUACUGCUUCUUCAAGAACCAGAAAAAGGACUUCCACAGACACCGCCACCCCCCACCUUCCACCCCCACCAGCUCCAAGGUCUCCACCACUGAUGACAUGGAACACCUGGUCUAUUACCAAACAACUAGACCCCUCUGAGCCUGGGCCUCUCCAGGGCUCUCGCCAUCUCUCACCUGGCCCUGCUUCCUAGCCAAGACGGAGGCCUGGGCUGGGCAAAGACUUCGGGACCAGACUUCUCCAGCCUGUUUCCCAGGGCUGUUCUGCCUCCAAAGCCAGGGCUCCAGCUCCUCUUGGAGGAGUCUCAGCUAAGUCCAGGCUACUUGUUCCUGAGAAAGCUCACAGGUCUGCAAGGAGCAGAAAACCUUUGAGCCAGGAAUCCUAAAGAAAUGGACCUCUCCACGUAAGAUUUCAGAGGAAGUUGGAGUUUUGCUUCCUGUUCCAAGCUACCUGCCCCUAUCCCAUGACCUUGGGAGGGGGCCUGGGACAGCCUCAGAGGCUGGAGGCCCCAACCAUUUCCUCCACAGCUGGCCCUCCCACUCUGUAAAGUCCAGGGCUGUGGUGGGGGGUGGUCUGGGGGGAAGGACUUCCCUGUAUAUUUUGUGUUGUACAGAGUUCCUUUUUGUUUAUUUAAUGCUGUGGGGGGUGGGUGAGAGGAGUAGGAAGUGGCUCUCUGGCCCCACCUCUUCCCCUGCCCCCCAUAGUAAGCCCCAAGCCAGCCCGGCCUGCACAUGGAGCCAGAUCCUCCGCACCCACUGGGGCUCCCUUGCUUCCACAGGCCAGAGUCCACUCAGUGGAAUAAAGUGAUUUAUUCUGUGA
This is a messenger RNA of Capra hircus (goat), 2549 nucleotides long. RefSeq names its product serine peptidase inhibitor, Kunitz type 1 (gene SPINT1). The transcript is spliced from 11 exons. Lineage: Eukaryota; Metazoa; Chordata; Mammalia; Artiodactyla; Bovidae. The record is from RefSeq and is a predicted model, not a curated record. Gene Ontology annotation, molecular function: serine-type endopeptidase inhibitor activity; protein binding. Bases 345 to 1871 code for a protein of 508 amino acids.